AUGGGUUUCCUCUCAGUGGUAAUCCCUCCCGACAUUACUGAUGACGAUGGAUCAGAGGCUAGUGCUCCAGAAGGUGGUUCCGUAGAUCUUGGCUGUACUGCUACAGGCGUACCUGAGCCAAUCAUAUCUUGGAGGAGGACUGAGGGUAGGAGCAUCGUGUUCCGUGAUAAUGACGGCAAAGAGAACAAAUCAGUAGAAAGCUUCGUGGGGUCUACUCUGUCACUUCGUAAUCUGCGAAGGUCGGAUAUGGGGACCUAUUUAUGCAUAGCUGCCAACGGUAUUCCUCCUACUAAGAGUCGAAAAUAUGAUGUCUCUGUAUUUUUUCAACCGAUGAUUCGAGUGGAAAGUCCAGUCGUGCUACGAUCAGUGGACAUGCAAGUCAGUCUACAGUGUUACAUCGAAGCCUCACCUAAGUCACUUAUAACAUGGCAACGAGGCAAAUCACAUACAGGUGCAAAACUACUAAAUAGUUCCAAGUACGUGAUGACGGAGCAUAUGACCAACGAGUACGCACUGUGGACAAACUUAACUAUCAAUCGCUUAAAGAAGAGCGAUUUCGGCGAGUAUUCGUGUUCAGCCGUCAAUGCAUACGGUAGAGCAGAAGGCGUCGUAAUUUUAAAAGAGACGCCGCAACGGACAACCACAACGACAACAACAACAACAACUACAACUACAACAACGACAGCGGCACCGACAACGGUACCGACUACCACGCGGCCUCCGAAGCGUCACCUGAAAAAACAACUAGACCGCGGCUACAACUCACUGGACGCCGACCUUCGGCACCCCGAAAUCAACAAUGCGUUAAACUUUUACAACGCGUACGGCCUGAACAACACGUACAACGAAUAUGCUCAACGGACCGAGAAGCAAAAAGUUAGGCCGUCCGGUCCGCCCCGCCGUUACAUUGAUUACAAUGACGCCACUAGGGCGUACACAGCUGUAUUCGCAAUUUUACUCGCCAGUCUAAACGCUCUCGUACAAUAA
Diatraea saccharalis (sugarcane borer) is the source of this 987-nucleotide messenger RNA. The record is from the annotation of a GenBank genome assembly. NCBI's taxonomy places the organism in Eukaryota, Metazoa, Arthropoda, Insecta, Lepidoptera, Crambidae.